AUGAUUGAUUUACCUUUUCCAUGUCGGAAUGAACAAUGUAUGAAUAAUAAUACAAAUACAAUUAAUAACGGUAAUUCUUCUAUGAAUACAAAUUCCUAUAAAGAUACUACUCUAAAUCCUAAUAUUUUACCUUUAUUAAAGCAUCAAUUACCUAGACAAGAAUUAAAUGAAUCAUAUACAAAGAAAAAAUGUCAAUAUCAACCUAAAUCAUCAUGUUCCAUUACAUCGAAUCAUUCAUUUAAAUUUAAUCAAGAUUAUAAUAAAAAUAAAUUAGACAAUGUAAUUGAACAUUCAACUAUUCAACAAAUAAAUAAUAAAUUAAAAUGUCAUUAUAUUCAAAAUAAAUUAGAUACAAUACAUAAUCCUAUUGUUUAUUAUUCUAAUUUAACAACAAAUGAUCAAAAAUAUAAAAAUAUUUAUAAAACAUCAUGGAAUCAUCAAUAUAAACGAAUUUCUACAUUAAAAUCUAGAAAAUAUAAAAAGAAAAAAAAUUUAUUAAAAUCUACUAAUAAAUUUAAUAAAAAUAAUUUAAUUCAUUUAAAAUCAAAAUUAAUGAAAAAUGAAUAUUUUAAUAAAAAUUUACCAUAUAAAUCUAUAAAUCCUAUACAUAAAACUAAUCAAAUUAAAACAAGAAACAUAGAAAACUUUUUACAUCAAACAGUCCAUACUACUACUACUAAUAAUAAUAAUACUAAUAGUAAUAAUAAUAGUAGUAGUAAUAAUAAUAAUCAAGAUGGUGACAAUCUUCACAAUAAAAUUUUCGAAUCAAUCAAUACAAUUUAUAGUAACUAUGCAUUUAAUCCUUUUAAAACAUCUAUUACUAAUCAGAAUAAUAACUUUGAAAAUAAAAUCAAUGAUAUUUUAAAGCCCAGAACUUCAUCAAAUGAAAUUAAUCAAAUUGUUCAUUGUAGUAAUCUUCUUAAAAAGAAUAAUUAUUUAUCGUCUUCUUUGUCAUCAUCAUCGUCGUCGUCGUCGGGAUCAUCGUCAAUAUUAACAUUACCACAAUUAUCAUCACAUUUAUCACCAUUACCAAUAAAAUCUUUAUAUGAUAAUGAAAAAUUAUAUUUAAAACAAAAUAAUAUUAGAAAACAUUUUCAAAAAUUAACAAAUUCAAUAUUUAAUUAUAAUUAUACAUCGAAUCCGAUUUAUUCCAAUUCACAUUAUUCAAUAAAUAAUGAUAAACCAUUAGAUUUACGUAAUCCAUUACAAAUUCACUUGAAUACUAUGUUAUAUAAAAAUAAAAAUUACAAUAAUAAUAAUACUAAUGAUAAGUUAUUUAAUGAGAUCGAAAAGCUUGGCAAAGCAUAUUUAUCAAUGGGAAAUUUUAAUUCAAACGAAAUUUGGUCAACAAUCUUUACAUUAUUAAAUAGGAAACUGAAUCAAUUUUCUCAAAUUAAUCAAAGUAAGUUUCAUUCGACUUUUUUUAAAACUAAUUUAUAUGGUUAA
Messenger RNA from Schistosoma bovis, 1446 nucleotides. The record is from the annotation of a GenBank genome assembly. Lineage: Eukaryota; Metazoa; Platyhelminthes; Trematoda; Strigeidida; Schistosomatidae.